AUGGCUUCUUUCAUUAAUAUUAAUUCUGAUACUGAUGAUACUUUUGAGGAAGUUGACUUUGAUGAAAUAAAUGAUGAAAAUUAUUCUCAAGUACAAAAUAAAGAUGAUAUCCAAGUUCAAAGAGCAAUGAAAGAUAAAGCUCGAGUUGUAUUUUGUGAUAUUCAGUAUUCGCAAAGUGGCAAAGGCAGAAGUUCAACUGUAAAUUGUCCAUUUUUUGAUGAACCUAAUAAUGAAAAAAUACAAAUUAUUAAAGAUCAAAGAAAAUGUGGAGGAAUCAAGAUUUGUCCUUUUGUGCAUGAGCAUAUUAUGCAUUAUAAGCAUACUGAUGUUGAUUUUGAUUCAAAUAUUUUUCAAACUAUUAAAAAUACUGAGGAAUCACGAAGUAUUCAAGUCAACACAUUAUCAUUUUAUUUGGCAGCUAAAAAAGUAUCUUGUCCAUAUAUUCAAACUGAUGGUAGUCGAUGUAAUGGUGACUUAAUAAUCAAAAAACGACGGAUGCAAACUCUUUUUUCAAGUGAAUCUAUAUCACAACCGAAUACUAAUAAGAACAAUGGAUAUUUUGUUGGUUGCACAUCUUGGAAAUAUGCCUUCCCACAUAUAGAUAAUAAUGGAAAUCCUAUAGAGGCUAAUUUAAUUCAUUUACCAUGUAAUGUUACAUUUUAUCGACUUACACCAGUGGAUUUAAUUAAUUGUCCAUUCAUUGUUCUUGUGAGUGUUGGUAAAUAUACUCAUCCGCCACCACCACCAAGUCAUAUUCCGGAAGCUAUAAAAGAUCGUUUUUUUGAUAGCGGGCAUAUAAUGGUCCUCUGUAUGACUAAAGAACAAGCAAUAAAACUUUAUGAAACGAAGUAUUUUCAAAUGGACUUAACUUAUAAACCUGUACAAGGUGAUAUUAAUGUAUUUAAGCUUAAUAAAUAUGACAAAAAUCAUCAAAUAAUAUUAACAUUCGCAAGAAUUUUUACGAAUAUUUCUAAUGCGGAUGCUUAUAGACGAAUGUUUCUAAUGAUCAUUGAGGCCAUUAAAAAUUUAACUAAUAAGUCUGUUAAAAUUCAGCAUAUUCAUGAUGAUGGUUGGUGUUGUAUCUUGGGUGACUUGGAUAUUGCACAAGCAAAAGGACUUGGACUGGCUUUAUCAACAAUUGAUUCAACUACUCAAUUAAUGCAAAAUAUAUUGACUGCAGAAAGUUUUGAAAAAAUCCAAUUGAUAUUAAAUGAAAUAUCAUUAAUUGACGAAGCUGGAAUUGAGGGUUUAAGCCAACAUUGUUCUAAAGUUAAUCCUGAAAUUUGGUAUAUUGUUGAUGAAACAACAAAUAAUGCUGAAUUAGCACAUGCAGACAUUAAUCAUGAGGGGAAAGAAUUAAAUAAAUAUGGGGUUGCAAAAACUGAACAAAAUAAUGGACCAAUAUCUCAUGCAUUACAAUCAGUCAAACGAUAUGAAGAACGUCAAUUAGAAAUUGAGGAAAGAAAAGAAAGACUCAGAGAAGCCAAACUUCUUAAUUAUGAAAAAGCACGUCGAUUAGGUAUUGAAAAAGAGCUUGGAUAUGAUGAGUAA
This is a messenger RNA of Cetraspora pellucida, 1551 nucleotides long. The record is from the annotation of a GenBank genome assembly. Lineage: Eukaryota; Fungi; Glomeromycota; Glomeromycetes; Diversisporales; Gigasporaceae.